AGGCCGCGGAAGAAGAGGCGGCAUGGCGGCCCUGUGGAGAGGCUACCAGAGACUGAUGGCCCGGCACCCGUGGAAGGUGCAGAUCGGCACCGCCGGGACCCUGGUGGGUGUGGGAGAUGUGAUCUCCCAACAGGUGGUGGAGAGGAGGGGGCUGGCUGGGCACAGCAGCCGGCGGACCCUGAAGAUGAUGGCUAUCGGUUUCUGUUUUGUGGGUCCAGUCAUUGGGGGCUGGUACCACAUCCUUGACCGUCUGGUGCCCGGCACGACCAGGGUGGCUGCGUUCCAGAAGAUGCUGCUGGAUCAGGCCGGGUUUGCCCCCUGCUUCCUGGGCUCUUUCCUGGCUGUGGCAGGAGCACUCAAUGGUCUGUCCUUGGAGGAGAACUGGGACAAGAUCAAGCGGGACUACGCGGAUGCCCUGAUCACCAACUAUUACAUCUGGCCGGCUGUGCAAGUGGCCAACUUCUACUUCGUCCCCCUGAACUACAGCUCUUUCUCUGCCCCCCAGGCUGGCCGUGGUCCAGUGUGUUGCCAUUGUCUGGAACGCCUAUCUCUCCUGGAAGGCCAACCAGCUGUGACCAGUGGAGGAGACUCAUCCUGACUCCAGCCCCUCUGCACCCUACUCUUGUCAUCCACUACGGCCUGUCUAGCAAUCUGGGUCCUGUGCACCCACCUGCCCCACAACCAAGGGGCCAGGCUGCUCCAUGCACCCCCUCCCCAAUACUGGCCCCCAAGAGGCAGAGAGAAGCCCGGAAGCCCUGAGAUACUGUUGGGCUUCUGGCCCCAGUUGCUCCCAGCAGCUUCAGGGAUGGUGGGAGCUGGAGUCCAGCCGCAGGUUCACCCCCGAUGGGACGUAUCGCCUGGAGGUCCUUGCUGAAUCUGUUUUGGAUGGUCUCUGGCAAGGGAAGCCCCCUCUGCCUUGACACCCGGCUCCAGCCACACAUGAGGGUCAAGGGCAUCAUUCUGUGGUCAUUGGGAGGCCCCAGGGGUGCUGUGACCCCUGCCCCCCCACUGGAAGCUCCUCACUUGCCUCCUUUGUCAGAGCACAGUGGGGAGAAACAGGCAGACUCGUCUAGCCCAUCUCUUGGCUCUUUCCCCUGGCAGAAUGCAUGGCACCCUCUCGUGUCAAGUGAGGGGGCAGCCCGUGAGAGACCAGCCUUUUAUCAACUGGGCACAACCCUCAAUGCACUCGUCACUUUACGUGGCUUCCAAAAAGUAUUCAGCAACUGUAUGAAGGAGAAAGGUCUAUUGGGGGCCGUUUUUGGAUGGCUGCAUGGAGCUUCCAUGUGCAGUGACACUCUACCUCGAUCCUAGUUGCUAGGGAAGGGAAGCGAGGGAGGGCAUCUGGCUGACCACUGUGAUAGACUGCAUGGGCCCCCUUCGUGGGCUUCUCUGACCUUCCCGUGAAGGUGGCUGUUGAGCCAAAUAAAUCC
This is a messenger RNA of Lacerta agilis (Sand lizard), 1430 nucleotides long. RefSeq names its product mitochondrial inner membrane protein MPV17 (gene MPV17). The transcript is spliced from 7 exons. The record is from RefSeq and is a predicted model, not a curated record. NCBI's taxonomy places the organism in Eukaryota, Metazoa, Chordata, Lepidosauria, Squamata, Lacertidae. Gene Ontology annotation, cellular component: cytoplasm; membrane. Bases 23 to 598 code for a protein of 191 amino acids.